GGCCCUUCAGUGGUUCUCCCAUGGGAGAAGCUCUGGACGCCUUGAUCUUGGUGAUAAACAAGAGACACAUCAAGAGACAAAUUACCUGCCCCGAGUGUGUGCCUGGUCUGAACUGUCCCCCUCUUUGCCCAAAUCCCGGGCCAAUAAGGCCCCCUUGUCCUCCUUGCUACCCAGGAACUGCUUGUCCGGCAGGAUGCCCGCCCACACCUUGCCCUCCAUGUUUCCCAGGCAGUAGGUGUCCACCAGGAUGUCCAUUUACUGAAUGCCCCGAUUGUUUCCCAGGGAAUCCUUGCCCUAUUGGGUGUCCAGUAACUUAUUGUCCACCUUGCUACCCAGGCAGUCAGUGCCCAAGUGGCUGUCCCCAAAAACCCACUCCUUGCCCAGCGUGUUUAUCCAGGUUAUCCAUGUCCGGAGGGCUGCCCAUCCACACCAAUGCCCCACCGUGCUAUCCAGGAUCUCCUUGUCCGGUUGGAUGUUCAGCCAGACCUUGCCCACUUGUACCCUGGGUCACGUGUCCUACUGGCUGUCCCGCCCCACAGUGCCCACCUUGCUAUCCAGGAUCCCGUUGUCCUGAUGGCUGUCCUUUAACUCUGUGUCCCCGCUGCUAUCCUGGUGACCCUUGCCCCAUUGGAUGUCCUGCUACACAAUGCCCUACAUGUUAUCCUGGGGAAAUAUGUCCUGAGGGCUGCCCACCAUCCCCAUGUCCACCUUGUUCACCUGGAACUUGUCCAGCUGGAUGUCCUCCAACACAAUGCCCAACAUGUUACUCACCAGAAAACUGUCCUCCCGGUUGUCCGAUUUCUAAGUGUCCCAUUUGCUAUUCUGGAGAAUACUGCCCAAGUGAAUGUCCAAUAUCCCCGUGCCCAAGUUGCUAUCCAGGUGAAAAAUGUCCUGCUAACUGCCCUCAAACACCGUGUCCCCCAUGCAGACCAGGUGAGCCUUGCCCACCUGCAUGCCAGAUGCCAUGUCCACUAUGUUUUCCAGGAGACAGUUGCCCUCCUGGCUGUCCCAUUUCACCAUGUCCCCCCUGUUAUCCUGGACAGCGAUGCCCAUCAAGAUGUCCAAUAACUCCAUGUCCAUCAUGUUACCCAGGAGAAUCCUGUCCUGUAGGUUGUCCACCAACUCCAUGUCCAGUAUGCUAUUCUUUAGAAACGUGUCCUCCUGGCUGUUCACCGUCCCCUUGUCCAGUUUGUUACUCCCAAGUGUCUUGUCCAAGGGGAUGCCCGAUACUGACUUGCCCCCCUUGCUAUUCUAAGGAUACAUGCCCGGAAGGGUGUAUACCAAGGCACUGUCCCCUUUGCUACCCAGGGACAAGCUGCCCUCCUGGAUGUGAAAGAACGCCUUGCCCACUGUGCUAUCCCGGGCAAUCGUGCCCUGUUGGUUGUCCUGCUACAGAAUGCCCUACAUGCUAUCCUGGCCAAGAGUGUCCUAGAGAAUGCCCGGAGUCACCAUGUCCACCUUGCUAUCCAGGAACCAGUUGUCCCUCUGGGUGUCCUCCUACACCAUGUCCAAAUUGUUAUCCUGGUACCCGCUGUCCAGUGGGUUGCCCACCAACUGAAUGUCCUUUUUGUUAUCCAGGAACUCCAUGUCCAGCAGGAUGUCCAAGAACACCAUGCCCAAAGUGCCAGAAAGGUUAUCCUUGUCCACCAGGGUGCCCAGUUACACCAGAUUGUCCAGAAUGCCCGAGAGGACCACCAGGUUUCCCAGGACCGGAAGGGGAAAUGUGGCCCGGCCCACCUGGGCCUCCAGGCCCUCCAGGGUAUGGACUGCCUGGCCCACGGGGACCUCCUGGAUCACCUGUGUAUCCGGAUUCUACGCCUUGCAGGGCUACUACCAAAUGCCCUAAAACAGAAGUGAUUUGGAAAAUUAUCAAUGAAACCACAAACACUACGACUGCUGAAAACAAAGUAAGCACAGUGGAAAUCAAGUUUGUGAUAUCUUUUCAAAUACAAAAGUAUGAAGGUUUAACUUUAAAUAAUUGUUCAAGUACAAGUGGGACUAAGCUUGUAAGAAUGUCUUGA
This is a messenger RNA of Macrobrachium nipponense, 2021 nucleotides long. RefSeq names its product keratin-associated protein 10-4-like. Lineage: Eukaryota; Metazoa; Arthropoda; Malacostraca; Decapoda; Palaemonidae. Gene Ontology annotation, biological process: extracellular matrix organization. The record is from RefSeq and is a predicted model, not a curated record. Gene Ontology annotation, molecular function: extracellular matrix structural constituent conferring tensile strength.